Apiotrichum porosum is the source of this 342-nucleotide messenger RNA. RefSeq lists its product as uncharacterized. Bases 1 to 342 code for a protein of 113 amino acids. Lineage: Eukaryota; Fungi; Basidiomycota; Tremellomycetes; Trichosporonales; Trichosporonaceae. The transcript is spliced from 2 exons. The record is from RefSeq and is a predicted model, not a curated record.
AUGGAGCCGUGCAAGGGUUGUAAAUGGACCGGCCGCAACCAGGGUGAGCAGUGCUAUGCCUGGAAGUGCAACGGCCAGUGGGUCUGUAACUUCUGCCUCCGUCCACUUGAGGUCACUACCACCAUCACCGCCGCUCCUACCCCUACGGCUUCCAUCUGUUCUCCCUCCUCUAACAAUCCCGAACCGUUCUCGGACAUGAUGGAGUGGGAUGGCUACCACUGGGCUGCUGAGAAUGUCGAGAUCAGCCGCAAGAACUCCGAGGACUUGGCCACCGACUCGUCCGGCCAGUCCUACGACGGCCAGGGCUCUCAGUACAACAACACCUCCGAGGGCAAAACUUAA